Momordica charantia (bitter melon) is the source of this 1436-nucleotide messenger RNA. It is a transcript of the gene ACHT4, whose product is annotated as atypical CYS HIS rich thioredoxin 4. The record is from RefSeq and is a predicted model, not a curated record. Lineage: Eukaryota; Viridiplantae; Streptophyta; Magnoliopsida; Cucurbitales; Cucurbitaceae. Gene Ontology annotation, biological process: cell redox homeostasis. Gene Ontology annotation, cellular component: chloroplast.
CAUCUUCCCUUAUCCAAGUCUUCGCCUAGAAACUUCUCUCCCCCUUUUCCCCCUUUUCUUCUUCUUCGAUUCAUGACAGCGCCCCCCCUCUCGAUCCCAAUCCCGAUCAUCGCGCCCCUCCAGAUUCGAUUCCCACUUCAAUCGGACCGAUUUCAAGCGAAUAAUCGUCGAUUUUAAUGGCCGAUGCUCUCAGCAAGACCAAUUUUCCUCCCCCUUCUCGUUCCUAUUCUUCUUCUCGUCAUCUUCCCCCUCCUGUUUGCUGCCUUAAAUCCGUCGCCGCUUCUUCUUCUUCUUCGCGUUCCUUGAAUUGGCAGCGGCUCUUUGUGAAAUUACCGUCCACCUCGCGGCCCUUUUCGAGCGGCGACUCCUAUGGCAGAGGAAUCGAUUUUCGAGAAGCCAAGGGCGCCCUCUCCGAGAGCUAUGUUUCUCCUGCGCGAUUUUCGACGACAUCCCAUAGUGGCUUGCGGAUUCCGAAAGCUCAGAAAUGGUGGGAAAAAGGGUUACAACCUAAUAUGAAAGAGGUGACUGGUGCACACGACCUUGUGGAAUCUCUUUUAAAUGCUGGGGAUAAGCUUGUUAUCGUAGAUUUCUUCUCCCCUGGUUGUGGUGGCUGCAAAGCUCUUCACCCGAAGAUAUGCCAAUUUGCUGAGAUGAAUCCGGAUGUUCAAUUUUUGCAAGUGAACUAUGAAGAGCACAAAUCCAUGUGUUACAGUCUUGGUGUCCAUGUGCUGCCCUUUUUUCGCUUUUACAGAGGUGCUCAUGGUCGUCUUUGCAGCUUCAGCUGUACUAAUGUGACGAUCAAGAAAUUUAAGGAUGCAUUAGCCAAGCACAACACCGAUCGCUGCAGCAUUGGUCCCACCAAAGGGUUGGAGGAGAAAGAACUUGUGGCACUUGCCGUUAACAAAGAACUCUCUUUCAGCUACACACCUAAGCCAGCAGAAGAGGUCCCCGGCACCGUCCUGGUCCCUGCCCCCUUGAGCGGAGUUAAAAUAGAAUCAGAACCAUCGCGUUCGGAGUUGGAGCAACUGCCUCUUCCUAUUCCUCUUCCUCCUCCUUCAACUAGAAUAAAGUCUGCCCAAGACUCCAAGGAGAAUGCCUAUGUGGGAUGAAGCAACCACCCAUGUCCUAUCCUUAAUACAAGUGCUUUUGCCUGUAAAGAAGAUCCAGGGGUCCUAUAUUUGGGAGGCCCAGCAAAGUUGUAGGUUUAUUUUAUUUUAUUUUUUUCUCCUUUUCCUGGGUUGGAUCCCACCCAGCCUGCUGAUUCUUUAGUACAUCAGCAGCCAGCUGAGUGAUUGAUUAUAUAUAGUUAACCGUAGCCAGUUGUAAGUGAUUGUAUGUAUAAAGCUUCUCUGUAAGAUUAUGAAUAUAAGAUCUUUGAAAAUUGUUAUUUGUAAAUUGGUGUGGAUCGAAUGAAGAAACUUUUGCCCAUUGAUAAA